Messenger RNA from Dermatophagoides pteronyssinus (European house dust mite), 1000 nucleotides. RefSeq names its product phosphomannomutase (gene Pmm2). Gene Ontology annotation, biological process: mannose metabolic process; GDP-mannose biosynthetic process; protein N-linked glycosylation. Gene Ontology annotation, cellular component: cytosol. Gene Ontology annotation, molecular function: phosphomannomutase activity. NCBI's taxonomy places the organism in Eukaryota, Metazoa, Arthropoda, Arachnida, Sarcoptiformes, Pyroglyphidae. The record is from RefSeq and is a predicted model, not a curated record.
UCGUGCGAUCUAUAUUAUGAUGAUGUGUUAUUUGUGCAUGACAAAAACCCGGUAUCAUCAUCAACAUUCGACAAGUUUCAAUUGAAUUUCAAGUUUCGUUAUCCAUUUUCAUCAUCAAUUAUGUCAUCAUCCGAAACAAUGGAAAAAGAAUUUCCCCGUUCACUUGUUCUAUUCGAUAUUGAUGGAACAUUAACCCAAUCUCGUAUGUCAAUUACAAUGGAAAUGGAACAAUUUCUUGAAAAACUUAAACAAAAAGUUGUAGUCGGUUUAGUUGGUGGUUCUGAUCUUGCUAAAAUUGCCGAACAAAUGACAUCGAUUGAUUGUGGUGAAUCAUUUACACCGGGAAAUUCCCAAGACCAAAUUUCCAAAUUAAUUAAAAAAUAUGAUUAUAUUUUUGCUGAAAAUGGUUUAAUUGCAUAUCACCAUGGUGAAUCAAUCGGUAAACAAAAUAUUCUUGAUGAAUUAGGUGAAGAACGUUUACAAAGAUUUAUUAAUUAUGCACUUGGUUAUUUAUCUCAACUAACAAUACCGGUAAAGCGUGGAAAUUUUAUUGAAUUUCGUAAUGGCCUUAUAAAUGUAUCACCAAUUGGUCGAAGUUGUUCACGUCAAGAACGUAAUGAUUUCUAUCAAUAUGAUCAACAACAGCAAAUUCGUUCGAAAAUGAUUGAUGCAUUUCGCAAACAAUUUGAUGGUACCGAUAUCGAUAUGGAUUAUGUAAUUGGUGGACAAAUAUCGAUUGAUUGUUUUCCAAAAGGUUGGGAUAAAAGAUAUUGUCUACGUUAUAUACCGGUGGAUUGUUAUGAUAAAAUUUAUUUUUUUGGUGAUCGUUGUCAACCAAAUGGUAAUGAUUAUGCAUUAUGGUCGCAUGAACGUACAAUUGGUUAUUCGGUUCAAGGUCCGGAUGAAACCAGACAAUUGAUUGAGAAAUUAUUUUUUUCGGAAAAAAAUUGAUAUUUUUAUUUUUAAAAAUUUAAUUAAAUUCUUUAAUUUUUUUUCUCAA